Molecule: messenger RNA, 5565 nt
Organism: Misgurnus anguillicaudatus (oriental weatherfish)
Lineage: Eukaryota; Metazoa; Chordata; Actinopteri; Cypriniformes; Cobitidae
Gene: gprin3b
Product: GPRIN family member 3b
Biological process (GO): neuron projection development
Cellular component (GO): plasma membrane
Source: RefSeq, a predicted model, not a curated record
AGCGCGCGCACCCCGCUGUAUGAUUAAACGUGUUUAAUUCGGAGGCGCUUUGAAGGCGUGGUUUUAUCUCACCGACGCGCGACUCGCAUCCUUUCAUUGAUAAUCCGUCGAGUGCACUACCUAGUGCACGAGCAGCGUGUCAAUGGCGCAUUAAUCAAAGGGAAAAUGAUGUGAGACGGACGCGCACGCACCAGGGAAGCCUUUGAGUGGCCAGAAUUGGGAUUUCAUGGGAAGCAGCUUAAGGAAUAUUUUGAUCACAUAAAAAGGGAUACAUCAUGGAAAACGUACCAAACACCAAAAGGACUGUGACUGUCCAAAUGAUACCACAGCUAGCCAGUAUAGAUUCACUGGGCAAUAAAGAGUUAAAUGCUAACUGGGACACUGAGCCAAAGUUAAGCAUGAACCAGGAUUGCUCUUCUGGCCAAAACGUGAAAUCAGAUCAGGAUAAUAUGCACCUUAAAUCCUCUGUCAAGGUUCUGGAGGAAAAGACACUUCAUCCCCUGGCAGCGAAGAUCAAAGGCAAACUCAAAGUUGUCCCGAACAUGAAGACAUCUGAGAAUUGUGCCAGGAGCGCUGAAGAUAGAAAUAAAGAUACUUACUCAAAUUCAGAAACAUUAUCCGUCCAGUGUGUGAAAAACCCGACUGUUACGUGUAACGUCGACAAGGAGCAAAAUGGUAAUAGCACAACGAAUGCACUCGAGAAAGAGCCCAAAGCACAAAGCAGAACCUCAGCAGUUGGAGAAUAUAGUGCAAUUAAAGAGACAGUACAUGAUCAAAAGCCAAGCCAAGCUAUUCACCAUAACCCUUCCGACUCUACUGGGGCUUCCCGUCAAAAGGAUUUAUCUCCCAGCACCGACGACACAAACAAAGACAUGGUUUUAUCUGAAUCAAAAGAAUCGAGUUUCACCACCAGCGUAUCCCAAGCAUCCAUCAUCAGCAGUAUCCAGUUAGAGCAGGUCCAUAUGGGAUCAAACAUCAAUGCUCCGAAAAACAAAAACCUUCCUGGAGCUACAGACACAACUGCUUGUGAUAAAGCAUGUGAACCUACGUGCAACAAUAAGAAACCCCUGACAAAUAUGCAGACACCACAACCACAAGAACCACAGAAUAUUCCUGUUAAGGAUGAUAGCAGUAGCAUCAAGGGCACGACAAAGGAUUUUAAACUAUCAGGAAUGACUCCCUUUGGGCAGCCAUUGGGUUCUUCAAGCAGCGACGCAGCUAUUCCCGACAGCUCAAGUCACCACACGGAGGUGAUUAAUGGAGAAGUCCAAACACCGGGAGCUCCUUCUGGAGAACAGAAGCAGGUCCACAGCAAACUCUAUUGUGAAGCCUCCACCAUGACUUCUACAUCUGAGUUCGACAACCAGCCAAGAACUCAAUGCCAAGAUGUGGAAGUACAAGCGGUGGCUACGGUCCGUAGUCAAUCCACAACCACUAGCCCUACUCUUCUGUCUCUGCAACUCCAUCAGAGACCAGCUUGUUUGCUCCCCAAGGAUGCUGAAAGCCUAGCAGUAGUUGUCGAGGUGGAAACCACAGAUCGUCCCUCCUGUACCUUCUCAGAAGUGCAUUCUGUCGUGUCAUCCAGCAAGGUCCUGCUUGAGAAGCCCCUACAAACUGGCACUGUGAUGGUGCAUGUAGAUUCCGACCUUCAGCAGGAAUCAAAGCUUGGGGAUGAGCCUAAAGACCCUGGGGCAUCUCUUCACAAUUCCCAAAGCGGAUUUUUACCUCUUCAACCAGUUUAUCAGAUUAAUAUAGAGACCCAACAUAAGGACGCUAGCCACCAACCUGCGGUCACGGCAACUGGCCCAGGUGGAGUGCAGGAUCCUGUCACAACAUCUAAACAGAAUCUGCCUGCAUCGAAAUCCCCACAAUCCAAGACAGAUGCGCCUUCGGCAAAUCCUCCAACAAACAUUACAAUGGACACCCCUCCGACAUCAAGCUCAACGCCGCAAAGCAAGAAGGUUGAAAGACGACAGCAUGGAGCUUCUGAAAAAGAGAAGGAGGAAGAGAAGCAGAAGGAAAAGAGCGUGCACGACGUGGUGUGGGACGAGCAAGGUAUGACAUGGGAGGUGUAUGGAGCGUCAGUAGAUCUUGAAUCACUUGGCUUUGCUAUUCAAAGUCACCUACAGUGCAAAAUCAAAGAGCAUGAAAAGAAGAUCUUAGUCCAGACGGCUCUCCGAAAAUCUUUGUCUUCACCUCCCGGCAAGAAGACAAAAAGGAGGCAGGUGAACAUCAACUUCAGGUCCAUGUUUCAAAAUCUCCGCCGACCCAACUGUUGUACACGCCCGGCAGUACAAGAGUGAAGGGCUUCUGGUUUGUUGAUAGGUCAGUGUGAUCAAACCAAAUUCUAAGAGACUGUUCGAGUGCAAAGCAUGCUGGGAGAUUUCUCUGAAGAUUUGGUUAAAUAUAUAGAAACUAAUGGUGGUCUUAUGGUGAUUUGAUUGUUUUGUGGAAAACCGUAAACUUAAAGAAAAUAUUUUUAGAGAAAUACGAAAUGAUUUACAGUGAUAGUAAAGCUAUAGCAAUGUUUAAAGUGAAAUCGCAAUAAAUAUAAUUACAAUGGUAAUGAUAAUAUGUAGUAAUGUAAUAUGCAUGUAUAUUAGAUCAGAAUGGCAGUCUUAAGCCCGAAGUAUAGUCUUUUUUAUGUGUCCGUGCACGGUCGAAUGCACAACCUUGCAAAGUAUAGUUUAUUUGACUUGUACGUGUACACAGACGUUCGAAAAUGCAAUACAUCUCCUGAGCUACAUACUACAUUCUCCUGUAGUCGCAUGCACAACCUGCGCAUACAGUUUCAAAAAUCGGGCUUUUCUGAUGACGAAUCGUGUCACGAGCACUGUACGCGGACCAUCGUGUACGGGUAAAAAAUUGACCAUACUUCGGCCUUUAUACAGUAACUACCCAUUAUGGGAUCCAAUAUUAUGCACUGUAUUGAUGAGCAGAUGUAUGCAUAUAACUUUUUACAGAUUUUUGUUUAAGUUGAAUAUCUUUUUUAACUCUCAUAGAUACAUUUGGUAAAUAUUUGUUUUGCAUACCAUAUUUUUAAUUUACUCCCAAUAUUGAACUUGAUCGAAAUCUUUGAAUUUUAUUUUUCGAAAAACUUCACGUGCUUGUUGUCAAACUUGUUGUAAAAUGAGCCUGUUUCUGUCCAAGGAUUUGUCUUUGAUGGUGAUAUUAUAUUAUAUGAUUUUAUAUUAAAGCUACAAAGUAUUUGAGUCAUGAACGAUAUUGUCUCCCAUAAUUUUUAAUGCUUUGUCUAUAAAUCUGUCUCUCUAGGAAAUCUCUCACGAGAAAUCGUACAUAUUUUACGAGUUGGCUAAUUCGUAUCAAUUCAUACGAAGUGAAUCGUGCAAAAUCGUACGAUUUACAUGGUAAAAAAACAACAAUGAAACCGAACCCCUAACCUCAAAGUCACAGGGGUCAACGCAAAUCGUACCAAAACUUACGAAUGUGGCCUGGUCGUAUGAAUUGAUACAAGCCAACUCGUAAAUAUGUACGAAUUUUCGUUAGAUAACGUUGGAAAUGCUGCUUUGUUUUCACACAUGGUUGUGUACUACCUAGGAGACCUUAACCUAGAAAAUUUAACCCAUGAGUUGCAACAACCCAGCAUUUCAACCAUUUUGAAAGCAUUUUACAACUAUUUUUUACAAUCUGUUAUCUGUCGCUAACAUUCUGUUAAUAAUAUCUUGCAUAUCUGCCAAAACAGGAUUGAGGCUAAACGGGACAAAGCCGUUGGGUGAAAUUAACCCCGGAAUAUAUUUGACCCAUCAAUUGGGCUAAAACAAACCAGCAUUUUUUAGUUUGCUGUUCUAGGGAUUUACCUGUCUGUGUGUCUUUUUCCACAUUUCAGGAUUAUUUGGGCGGGGCUAAAACGGUGGCUCACUGAUGCACUGGAGCCACCAAUCAUGGCCCCGCCCCCAACACAAUCAUAAGCAUCCAUUCAUGUUGUAGCGGUAUUUGAAAGUUAAGAGAGACAGCAGCUGUCCUGCAAGUGGGCGUGGUUUCAGCGAAGACACGCCCCCAGCGUUUGAGAGCAGAUAAUCGUUCUGGUUUUGAUAACUUAUUUUAUUUAUUCAGCUUUUUUUAAAGGUGCAGUGUGUGAUUUUUAGAAGGAUCUCUUAACAGAACUGCAAAAUAAUAUUCAAAACUAUAUUAUUAGGGGUGUAGGGGACCUUUCAUAAUGAACCGUUAUGUGUUUAUUGCCUUAGAAUGAGACGUUUUAUCUACAUAGACAGAGGGUCCCCUUACAUGGAAGUCGCCAUUUUGUGCAGCCAUGUUUCUACAGAAGCCCUUAACGGACAAACUUUUUUACUAAGUUGUCUCCAACGAUGACAUGUUUGUCCGGUGGCGGCUACCGUAGCUUCUCUAUGUGUUUCAAAAGCAAGAGGUGACUAGUGGACUGAGCUUUUGUUUGCAAUUCGCAACCUCACCACUAGAUGCCACAAAAAUGUACACACUGCGCCUUUAAUCAUUUAAUGAUUUGGCUGAUAAAAAUUUGGCUGUGUGGUUAAUAUCGGACUUUAAAUAUUAAGAAAUACAAAUUCCAAAGCAUGCCUUGCUAGGGUGUUGCUAUGCAGUUUUUUUGAGUGGUUCCUAUUGCGUUGCUUUAUGGUUGCUAUGGUGUUUUGGGUGGUUGCUAGGCGGAUUCUUACAGUCUAUAGAAUGCUUUUAUGCAUUUUAUCGUAAACAUUAUAUACACAAAUGACUUGAGUAAAAUUGUACAUUUAUAAUCCCUUACUUUUGAGCAACCUAGUAGUGAUGCUUGCCUUAUUGUCCCUCAUUUUUCGGUUGUGGUCCAAAGCGCCUGUCACCUUAAUAAUAAAUACAAGUCAUUUUUAUUGAUCAUGUUUAGUGAAUGACUUGUGUUUUGUAUGUAUAAAAUGUAGCAUUCAAAAUCAUCCCAUUUACCAGGAACACAUUGCAUAAACGCAGUUCAAGGUUAAAAUGCAUGCAACUCCAUUCGCUGCAGGGAAUACUGCAGGACUCUGCAAGCUUGUGCAUUUACAGUAUGUACAUUAUCGCAGUCUAUUCACUGUAUAAAGCUUUCUAUAGGGUCAAGAGAUUACAUCAGAGCGUCUCUUGUGUUGUCUGAUCAGUUUUGCAUCACCUCCCGUCCCCAUCGUAGCUCCCUUUUGUUUACCCGCUGCAUUAAGUAAUUGGAGGAGCUCCAGCACUUCCUCUGAUGCCACGGCUCCCUGUGGAAUAUUUGCCCUAAAUAUGUUUGUGCAACACACACACCUCAAUUCUCUCUCUCUCUCUUUCUCUGUCCUUCUUCGUCAAUACAGUACCUCCCUCUCCUUUUGCCUGCAUGUACAAGAUUUGAUGCUAAAAAUGAAUUCAGCAGCUCACACAGAUUAAAAUCAUUUUUUCACAAUCAUUUUUAUGCCUUCCUUUCUUGUUAUCUUUAUCACACAAAUACAACCAGGCGGUGUUAUUAUCCUUAGCAUUAUUUUCCCAUUAAACAGUCCAGCCUUAAAAUGUCCUGAACCUAAGGUCUCAUAGGCCCAUUUGGGGGAUUCUUGUUAUUAAUUUUGUAUAUAAAGGUAACACUUAUAAGCCUAUAUAUGG